UUCUCGCAUUUCCUUUUCUUUUCCUUUUAUUUCCUCUCAAAUUGCUCAUUUUAUGCAAUUAAAAGGAAAGCCAUUUGAUCGAUUGAUCUUAUUUUUUCUUGUGUAUCUAAUUUUUUUUCUUCUUCUUCGUUUCUUUGCAUUGAAUUCUGUUUGUUUGCUGAGAAAACGGAGGAAAACUUAGAAUUUUCUUUUGCUUUUUCCUUGCGAUUCCUUAUAAGCAAAACAAGGACUGUAAAGUCAAUUUUUGUUCCCUGAGAUUUUGAUUCAUACAGGGCAAUGUAGGGUACUGUGCUUAUAUAUUUUUCUGGAAUUUUCUGUUCCUUCCUUCCUUUUUCCCUCCUACCAAACAUAGUGUUAAACGCAUUUUCGAUUGGAUUUCAUUAGUGGGUCAAAUUUUUUAAGCUUGCAUUUGAAUGUGUCUUUGAAUCAGUAAAUUGGGUAGUUAGGACUCGAUUGUUUUCUUCUGUAAUGGGAUUACUAUGGCUCUGUUUCCACUGAAAAUUUUAUGAUCCAUUUUUCUUUCCUUUGUUGGAUUGCAAUAGUCAUGGUUUGCAUUAACAAGAUUGAAUCUUUGGUUUUGUAAUGGCCACUUCAGACCUUACAGCAUGUUGAUAGAUGGGUACAUUCUGUAAUCAUAUGUAGGGAUAAUGAUUUCUAUUUGAGACUCAAGCAAAAGCAUUGGCUAAGAAAUCGUCAACAUGUGAGUGUAGAUUAAGUGAUAACAUAGUUUCAUUGCGAAUAACCAUUAACCAGCCAUAGAUGGGAUUGGUGGAUAAGAUAUUGAGUACGUGGGGAAAGUGUUUUUAGCUUAAUAAUAGACCUCAACAAUCCUUAAAGUUUGAGUUACUUUCAAUUUAAUAAAGCAUGAUUUCCUCGCCAUCUGCGCAUUGUUUGAUUGAAAUAACUUGUAAUAGUGAUUCACAUACAUCUAAAAUAUCAUAGGAUUUGAAGGUUUCAAGAGAAGAAGUUGUUUGCCUACCAUCUGUCACCUUUUAGACAAGUGGAGUUUCUACAUUUUUGUCAGUUUUGUUUUCCGAGGGACUAGAGAAGAUAUAUUCCUGAACGUCCUUCUUUGGCAUGUUCCCUUAUCUAAAUCCGUACAUUUUAACCUGUUGGAUAGCCAGUGUGUCUAAUACUGCAUGAUGGGACUUGAUCUCUCAUCGUGCUAUUCUUCUUUUCCAGCGUACACAUGCUUCUCGACCAGUUAAUUCCAAUUCACUGGCCUUUCUUGUUACAGCUUUGGCUAGUCGUGGGUAUCUUUUUAAUGGCUACGAACCUUAGGAUGUAUGCAACUUGCCAGCAACUUCAAGCUCUGGCCCGAACUCACGCUGCAGCAUCUAGUGGUUUGCUUGUUCAUACCGAGUUGCGUUUCCACAUGCCACCAACAAUCGCUUUUGCUACAAGAGGACGCUUACAAUGACUAAGACUCCAACUUGCCCUUCUUGACCGUGAAUUUGAUGACCUAGGUAUGGUGCUUUUUCAAAAUACACUGAUAAGAUUUUAUGGUUUGGUUUUAACAUGCAUUGACAGACAGAUUUGCAAAGAGGGUUUUGAUUGUUAUUAGUUCGGUUUCUUGAAGAUUAAUACUAUCUUUCUUUCUGCCCGAGAUUAUGACACCCUGAGAGCGUUAGAUUCUGAUAAUACUUCCACAACUCAUUCAAUGAGUAAGGAAGAGAUAAAUGCCUUACCGGUGCACAAGCACAAGGCCCCUGGCCCAGAAAGUGCUGGAUCAUCAGUGAGACAGGCAUCAUCUUCGUCAGCCCCAGUUGAGCCAAAACAAGAUUCUAGGAAGGCUAGUAUGAGGGCUUCAAAAGAUGAACCAACUUGUACUAUUUGCUUGGAUCGAGUUAAGAGGGGGAAGCUUGUUCGGAGCUUGCCAUGUUUGCAUCAGUUUCAUGCCAGCUGCAUUGAUCCAUGGCUGCGGCAACAAGGAACAUGUCCUGCGUGUAAGUUUAUAAUGGGGUCAGGAUGGCAGGAAAACAGGGAGAGUGAGUCAGAUGAUUCAGACAUGGUUUAACUUCUUGACUCACCAAGUAAUAAUCUGUAUAUGCAUGAAAGUAUAUCAAACAAUCAUGUUUGCGGUUACAUAAAAAUAACCUUUUCUUGGGUGUGUCUGUAAAUAUCCUCUAGGAUAAGUAUGGUGUGUAUCUUCGGCUCCAUGAAACAAAAUAAGGCAAUAGCUUCAUCAUGCUAAUUAAGCCAUGUAACUUGUAUAUAUAAUGGUUUUGAGAGUGGCCUAAGCCAACUUCGGCAUUGAACAUUGUUUUUAUGCAAUUGUUGGAGCAAUAAUAAUUCAAAUUUGAUCUAAUUAAUCUCUCUUUUAAAACUCAAUAGCGAUAAUGAGU
Messenger RNA from Durio zibethinus, 2345 nucleotides. The record is from RefSeq and is a predicted model, not a curated record. Lineage: Eukaryota; Viridiplantae; Streptophyta; Magnoliopsida; Malvales; Malvaceae.